AUGAUUGUUAUAGUGGACCUGCUGCUGAUGCUCAUCGACCUGACCUACUCCAUCGUGAAUGCCGUCAUCCAGACUUUCCUCCAGCCGAGGCUGAAGUGCAUCGACGGGGAGCUGUGUCUGAUAACGGGGGCCGGGGGCGCGCUGGGUCGGCUCUUCGCCCUGGAGUUUGCCAAAGAGGGGGCGCACCUGGUGCUGUGGGACUGCAACACGGCUGCCAACGAGCAGACCGCCAAGCUGGCGCGGGAGCUGGGGGUUCAGGUGCACACGUACACGGUGGACCUAUCCAAGCGUCAGAGCAUCUACGAGACAGCGGGCAGGGUGAGGGCGGAGGUCGGGGAGGUCUCCAUACUGGUCAACAACGCGGGCGUGGUGGCCGGACGGAGGCUGCUGGACUGUCCCGACGAGCUCCUGGAGAGGACUCUGCUGGUGAACUGUCACGCGCUGUUUUGGAUGAUAAAGGCCUUCCUGCCGCAGAUGAAAGAAAAGAACCAUGGUCAUAUUGUAACCGUUGCCAGUGCUCUGGGGUUGUUCAGCACUGCCUGUGUUGAGGAUUACUGUGCCAGCAAAUUUGGAGCCGUCGGCUUCCACGAGUCACUGACGCAUGAGUUGCGUGCAGAGGACUUGGACGGCAUCAAAACCACUUUAGUCUGCCCUUAUAUUGUGGAUACAGGGAUGUUUGCAGGCUGUGAAAUCAGGAAGGAGCUUCGGAGUCUAAUUCCACCUCUGGAGCCACUCUACACCGUACAGCAGUCAAUGAAAGCCAUUUUAGCCGAGCAGCAAAUGAUCUGCAUUCCUCGCCUUAUGUACAUCCCAUUUCUAGCACGAGCAUUGCUACCUUGGGAAGCAAAUGUGGCAACAUAUCGCUUCAUGGGAGGUGACAAAUGCAUGCUACCAUUCAUCAAGAACGUUGAACUGAAGACCCCAAAUGGCCACAUCAAGUCAUAACCAUAGCCUCUGCCAUUUUGUCUUACGACUUUUUGGAUCAAUGUAGACACCAAAGGCUCAAACUGUAUAUUCUGAAAACAUACAUUUGUCAUCUGAAGGGAGACACCGAUGUCUGCAUGUUUGCUUUUACAACAGGCUGGAGGCUCACUUUAUUCACAGCCAUGUUGUAAUGAAUACAUGCUGGGUCAUUCAUAACCAGAACUGCAGUCAGGGUUUGCUUACUGAAAAGCAAAUUCCUUCUCCUUAUUUGUAAAGUUAGUGACUUAAUUCUGGACUGGAGGACAAAGAGUGGAUAUGGCUGUAUUCACUCCAAAUCAGGUGUUGCUGCAAAAACACCCGUCAGCAGGAUAAUCUGAAUGUGGGUAAUAAUGACGCACCAAAAUUGGAAUCAAUUGGGAAAGCGAAAAAAAUGCAAUGGAAAUGUAUAUAUGAAAUAGUGAUUAGAGAGGAGGUUGAC
Messenger RNA from Centropristis striata (black sea bass), 1402 nucleotides. Its product is annotated as retinol dehydrogenase 10-like. Gene Ontology annotation, cellular component: lipid droplet. Lineage: Eukaryota; Metazoa; Chordata; Actinopteri; Perciformes; Serranidae. The record is from RefSeq and is a predicted model, not a curated record. Bases 1 to 945 code for a protein of 314 amino acids. The transcript has 5 exons. Gene Ontology annotation, molecular function: oxidoreductase activity, acting on the CH-OH group of donors, NAD or NADP as acceptor.